GAGUCGCAUCAUCAGUUCCCGUGAAUUCUGGGUGAUUAUAAUUGCACAGACGGUGAUGCAUUGCAAGUAUUGAUGUGUAACAGUUACAAAGAAUAUCUAAACAAAAAAAAACAAAAAACGUUUUUAACUACUAAUAUAGAAAGAUGCCAGUAGAUAUCACACCAAAGUGAGUUUAGCUGUACAGUGGACGUAGGGAGAAGUUUGCUGACAAACAAAUUACCGCUACACAAACUCCAAGUUUGGCAGAAGAAAAAAAAAACCUGGAAACAGAAGUUCCUGAACAUUCUAGAAUAUUCCAGCAAGUUCCAGUACUUCCCUGCAAAACCUCAGGCAGACGCUUAAACUCAGCUCUGGAUACUGACUGAAGUAAACUGAAGCCUCAUUCAACACUGAACUUGAAUACCGGAAGCAGUUUUAUCAGACAGGAUGGUUUCAAAAAGCAAUUUUGCCCCUGUGUGGGUGGAGACUGACUACCCUGACCAGGUGAUAGGCGUUGGAGAAGUAACACUUGGGGAGCACUGCAGGAAGAAAAUGUCAGAUGCAAGCAAAAGAAAAGCUGAAAAAAACACACUUGUGCAAGUUGCAUGUGCUUUGCUAAACUCAGGUGGAGGAAUUAUAGUUGCAAUGAGUAAAAAUAAAGAUUACAAUUAUACAAAGGAUGGAAUAGGUCAAGAUCUAGAACAAGGAUUUGGAGACCUUGUUAAGCCCUCCUUAAUACAGGACCACUUUUCCUAUUUGCAGCAGGGAAUUUGUCUCUUAAUCUUUGUGAAAACCUGGUGCGCUGGACUUGCUAAUAAUGAAAGCACCAAAGCAAGGAUCUGCAGUGCAGAAUCUCACCUUUACAAAAGGAGUGGAACUUCAGCAAUACAGAUAGCACCCACUGAGGCUGCAGAACUGCAGAAGAAAAAAAAGGAGACAAAGAAAAAUAGAGACAGGCAGGAGGAACCUCCUGCAAAAAGGCCACACCUUUCCAGCUCCAAUCAGAAUACUGAAAUACCAAAUCCAGUAAAAUUGUUUUGCAGUAAGGAAUAUGUUAGGCUUGGGGAAACUUUAGGUUUUGGUGAAGAUAUGCAUGUAGAAUUGAAAAGUUAUGAAGGAAAGUCAUUUAGGAACAGGCUUUCAGAGAACCUGCCCAAAUAUAUAUCAGCAUUUGCAAAUACAGAUGGAGGCUUUUUACUUAUUGGCGUAAACGAUCAAACAAAGAAGGUAGUGGGAUGUGGCAAAGAUGAAAACCCAAAUGACAUUCAAAAUGAAGUGGACAAGGCAUUCCAAAAAGUGAUCCAUGUUCACUCUGCUCACUGUGAAAAACAGGAGAAUUGUAAAUAUACCCUUAAAGUCAUAAACGUUUCAGGUGAAUCUGAUGCUCAUUGUGGCUAUGUACUAGCUCUAGAGAUAGAGAAAUUCUGUUGUGUGGUUUUCUCUGAAAAUCCGGAUUCCUGGAAGAUGGAUGGAAAAAAGAUAAAGAGCUUGGAAGCUAGAGAAUGGUUACAAAUGAUGACCGGUACUGAUCCAGUGAUUGAUCAGCUUUGUCAGGGUUUUGAAAAGGAGCUGAGCAUGCCUGCUGCACCACCCCAAUGUAAACCAGUGUAUGGAUUGAAAGGAAGUGCCAGAUUGGAUGCCCUGCAGAAUACACUGUUCCCAGUACAAACUGCUGGUAUAAAUGGUCGACCAGAGACUCUUUGCACAGAAAUGUUUGCAAAGUAUCCAAACCUCGAAAACAUCAUGAAGCCAGAAGGAGACAGAGGCGUCCUGAUCAUGUCCCGUAGCUGGGCAGUCGACCUUGACCAGGAGAAGAAUGAUGAAGUUGUGUUUGAUGCCUUACUGAUCUCUGAAAAUAGUCCCCCAACCCUGUACACAGUCGUACAGGAAGGCAAACCAGAUUUGUGGAAGCAUGCCAGAUUAACAGCUUUUCAGUUGAAGCAGAACCUUGUGAAUCUUGGAGGAUAUACAGGAAUGAUCUGUAUCAUACCAAAAGUCCUUGAGUGUCACUCGGGAGCUUUAAUUCCGAGGGAAAUUCGGUACUCUGAUUUCAAUUUAGAUGUUUGUUACCCAGAUAGUUAUGGUUCUCCAGAUAUUGAAGCCUUGCUCCGUUCCUUGGUGAUUGUUUUGUUGAGUUUCAGAUCCUGUCUGAGUGACCAGCUUGGUUGUGAGUUCCUGAAUCUGCUCACAGCAGAGCAGUUUGAUAUUCUUCAUUCAAAGUACUACUUUGAAGAUUUCAGAAAAGUGUUUGUUCAUGGUUUACCUGGAACUGGGAAGACAGUUAUAGCAGCACAGCUCAUGAGGAAAAUCAAGAUCACACUGCACUGCAAAACUGAAGAGAUACUUUAUAUAUGUGAGAAUAAGCCUCUAAGACAUUUCAUGGAAAAACAGGACAUCAGUAAUUGUGUAACGAGGUUGAAUUUUAUGAGAAACGACUUCCCUGAAGUGAAACACAUUGUCGUGGAUGAAGCCCAGAAUUUCCGAAUAGAGGAUGGGGACUGGUACCAGAAAGCGGAAAGCAUCACAAAGAACUGUGACGGAGUGUUGUGGAUCUUCCAAGACGAAUUCCAGACAAAUCACACUUUUAAAAAUGGACUGCCCCCUAUUACUUGCCAAGAUCCUAAAGUGUAUCUCACUGUGGGUGUCCGCAAUGGCAAUAGCAUAUACAAAUUGAUCUUCAAUCUGAUGAAAAUAAUAAAAGAUGGUUGCUUUGCCAAAUUAAAGGGAGUCGACAUGCAGAACCAUUUAAAUAAAAUGUGUGAUAAGGCUAAGAGUGCCCACUCAUUUGAAGGUAUAAUUGAAAGUCAGACCAAUAAAAGCCAAACUGAAAUCGUUGAUUAUGUGAUUACGACCAUCUUAAAACUUUUAAUGCAAGGUAUCUGUCCUAAAGACAUUGCUAUCCUCUGUCGUACAGAAGCAGAUCAGAAGAAUUACCAUUCAUGUGUACUUAGAAGGCUGAUGAAAAGAAGAGAGAAGCUGAAUUUUGUCUCAGCAACUGAUGUUGAUAAAAACAGCAUUGUUUUUGACAGCAUACGCAGGUUCUCAGGCCUUGAAAGAAACAUAGUGUUUGUUAUCGACCCAGUUAGUCACGUGAACCAGCGGGAGAUAAGCAAACACCUGUUGCUUUCUGCUGCUUCUCGGGCACGUACACGGCUAUAUGUGUUUUAUGAAAAGAAGUAGAUCUACAUGUAGACAGUGUCAUUUGGACUUGAGUGGAUAGUCAAUCAAAACUGUCUUGCUCGUGCUAUAAGCAGGAAAUGGGAAUGGGUAUAUAGAGCGUAGGGUUGUGAUAUAAGAGUCAGAGAGAGAGUUUUUUCAAAAGCAGUUCCCUAUCAAGUACAAAAUGUAACCAUUACCUAAUGGGUAUUUAUCUCCGAAAGAUAUAUUUAUCUGAACAAUAUAUUAAAGCUGCUCAUCAGAGCCUGUGACGCAGUCAUGCCUGCUCCCGAGGGCAUAUAGGGACUGCACACACAGAUCUCAUCACCAUUUUUCCUUUCACCCGGGAGAGCCACAGACAGAUAAUUGUCGGGCACUGUACGUGUACUAAACCGACCAGUUCAUCUCGGUUCAAACUACUGUACCAAAGGUACUGUACCAUAACAAACCGACGCUAAGGCACCAAACCAGUACUAAACCUCAGCAUGGUUAAUUACCAUUCCGACUACUCGGUUCAGAUAGUGGUACUCGCCCUGGUAUAAUAUUUUACAGUACUGUAUACUGUGUCUGUCCUGUUACAUUACUGUGCAGCGGUGUUGCAGCUUGCACAGACUGAAACAGCAGUUUUUUGUUACAGUAAUGUAUACUGCACCAGCCCUGUUACAGCACUGUGUACAGGCACUGCAGCUUGAGCAGACUAAGGCACCGAGUUGCUGCUUGCAUUAUGCCAGGGUUUUACCCAUGUGACUUAUGCAAGGCCAGUAAGCACAGACUUAAGAGAUGGGUGAUCCGGAGUCCCCUGGAGGUAGAUUCAGACAGUGCAGUACCUGUGAUUAAUCUCUCCCUGUCGGCAGAGCUUCUGCCGUUGAUUAAAAGGGCCACAGAGAAACUCGGCUUGGCUGAAUUUCCUCCUGUAGAUGCUGCUAUUGCUUCUCUGGUGCAGUCACCUCAACUAGCGCUUCUUACUCAGCCAGUGCGUUCAUCGCACAGCUGGGAAAUUACAACAGUAUUCUGGUAGCCUACCAGGCCUGUUUAUUGAAGUCUCUCUCUCAGAUUUGCAGACCCACAUCCCAGCAGCUGGAGGAGCUGCAGUUGGUGAACAAAAACCUGCUCCAUAUCUCCAAACUAAAUGGGCAGGCUGUGGGCAGGAACCUUGCUGCUCUGGUAGCCGCAAGACAAGAGCUUUGGCUUUCACAGGAACGAGUGGCUGAUGGGGAUAAAGCACUGCUGUUAGAUGCCACCAUUACACCGGGGCAUACUUUUGGUCCUGCUGUGGAUGAGAUGCUGCAGCGUGCUCACUACGCACUGGAGUCCACAAAGGAGCUGGUCUGCUUCCCAAGCGGUCACCCCCAGUAUGCAAACCAGCGGCAAACUGCUGGCCAAGGCUCCAGCAGCCUAACAGACUGGCACAACCAGCUGUUACUACAGCCUCUCUUCUGGGGCGUGACUACAAGAUUAAUCAUGAACCCACAAGAUGCUGUGGUAUAGUCACAGGAGGUGGGAGCCCUGCUACAAAAGCGGGCUAUUUGCAUGGUAUACCCUUUCCACUUGAAGGAAGUGUUCUAUUCCAGGUGCCCAAGCGGGAUGGUGGCCUCAGAACAAUCCUCGACCUCAGACAGGUUAAGCCAUCUUGGUCUAUCGAAGAGGGUCAUUUACACCCUGCAAAAUACCAGAGCAGCGUCCACGCAUUCCCAGUACAGGUACAAGUGGGGCGUCUUUCAGACGUGGUGCCUGCCUGUGGGUUUUGACCACAUGACCUGUCCCAUGGCGGUUCUACUGCAAUUUUUGCAGGACCUGUUUGACGAGAGGAAAUCCCCCUCCACAUUAAAGGUCUGCUUGGCAGCUAUCUCAGCCUGCCAUGUCAAAAUUGACUCACUUCCUGGUGGGGCAGUUAUUGAAAGGAAGGAUAUUGUUCCUCGCUGGAGUCUUAACGUGGCGCUUGAGGCACUCAUGAAGCCUCCAUUUGAGCCCUUGCAUUCAGCUGAGGUGAAAUUUUUAUCGCUCAAAGUAGCUUUCUUGCUUGUAAUCGCGUCUGCUAAGCAGGUGAGUGAGAUGCAAGCAUUUUUGAUUGCGAAAAACUAUGUCGGCAUUCCACAUCAACCAGUCUGUGGAACUGGAGGCUUUCCAUCCACUUCCUUUCCAGUCUGACAGGGAGCGACAGCUCCAUAUGCUCUGCUCUGUGUGGCCAUGAGCGUAUUAUAUGGACAGAACACAGGAGGCAGUCUGAACAGUUUUUUGUUUGUUAUGGAGCGAAGUCCCAUAGUAAAGCCCUAGUAAAGUAAAGCCCUGUCUAAGCUUUACUAUGCUCACAGUCAAGCCUAUGAGCAAGUUAACAUGCCCACUCCAGAAAAGCUCACUACCCAUUCCGCCAGGGGCAGGGCAACUUUGUGGGCUUUGUUCCAGGGUGCAUCUGUCACAGACAUUUGCAAUACUCCCCAUACUUUUACCAGGUUCUAUAGACUGAAUAUCACAAAAUCCUGGCUUUGGAAUUAGAGUGUUAAGGGCGGCUUCAGGGUCGACCCUUAUAUCAUAAACAUAGAAGUGAGUUCUCCCUCAGUUUUUUUAGCCCUACUUGUUACUGUGGUUCCUAAUGUUAAUGCUCAAAGGUAGCCUUUGGCUUAGCCUUGUAGCAUUCAAAUCAUUCUGCACAAUUGCCUUGCUACAGCUUUGGUAAUGGUUAUAUUUAGGUAAGGUUACAUUUCGUACUUGAUAGGGAAUGUUAAGUUAUUAACAUAACCUUGGUUCUCUGAAAUAGAAAUUUCACCAUUAACCUUCAAGGCCGCUGUGUUCAUGAUUGCAGCAGGCUUGAAGGAAAAAGAGAUCCCAAUAUGCGCUGGAGGGGGGGGGGGGGGGUCCAUUUAGUUAGUUAGUUAAAAGACAAUUUGGGUUUAAUAUUAAUUACUGGAGCAGGAAGACAGAUUGUAAGGGGAAAUCUUUAAAGUGCACCAAAUGGCAAUUUAAAAGGGGCCUGUGAUGGUGUGCCCACCCCUUGUGUAUUUAUGUAUUAUGUUAAUUUGUGUUGUCGUUAUUAUUAUUAUUAUAUUAUAUUGUAUUUGUGUGCGGGCAGAUGAAAGCCAUCCAUCAUUUUUAUGUAUUAUUUGAGACCGGCUAAAAGCCAGUCUUAUAAUGUGUAAUCAGUGUGGAUGGGGUUAAAUCUCCAUCCCUAAAUCUCGUGGGAAUGUGGCUGGAGCCUUAAUAAGGUAAUUAUUUGAUUAACAGACAAAGCUCCAGCCACAGAGAAUAAAAGGACCCACUCCGGGCUCGUUGACGGAGAGUGUUAGAGGCAGAAAGAGAGAAACAAUUGCUAUGUUAGAUAUGAAUAUACUUUUUCAUUUUACGUGCUGUGUUUAUUUGUUUUGGCUCUUGAGCCGUUUGUUUUGCAUAUUUAAAAGGCUAUUUUGUUACUUUUAUAUUAAUAAAUAUACGGCUGUGAAUGUUUCAGUCUGUGCCUUCUGUUGUCUGUGUACUGCUUCUGUGGUCUGACGUCACCCCUACAGCCAUCUUUACCACAGGGACCCUGUGCUUUUGUCAGAGGUAACACUUUGGGGGCUAAAACCUUCAAAAGCUCAAACAAUCUCCUUCCUUCCUUAUCUUUAUAACAUCAGGGUUUCCUGAGUGGAACAUCAAACAGGCUUUGAUGUUACAAUCCCUUAAGGUACUAAAACGAAAGUGGACCCACGUGGUCAAUGAUAUUCUGAUUGGUUAAGGAAUAAGGGGUGAUGUCUAAGAGAAUCUGUAUUAAAUCCCAACAUUGUGUUGUCUUUUGUUGAUUCUGUUAUGACCUAUGCUUAUGAAAAUGGAAUACCCAACUGCUGUACUGAAUUGAAUAAAACAUCUUUGUUGAAA
Acipenser ruthenus (sterlet) is the source of this 6981-nucleotide messenger RNA. Its product is annotated as schlafen family member 11-like. The transcript is spliced from 6 exons. The coding region runs from base 427 to 3159 and encodes 910 amino acids. The record is from RefSeq and is a predicted model, not a curated record. NCBI's taxonomy places the organism in Eukaryota, Metazoa, Chordata, Actinopteri, Acipenseriformes, Acipenseridae.